UUAUGACAACAGUUAAUGCUUUUGCUUUCAACUUUUGACUAUUUGCACCCUUUCUUUCCCUAUUUAUACACCCUUUCAUUUUGACUCUUGUCUUAACAACAACUCCUAAGUUAACAAGUAAGAGGAAAAACAAACAAAAAAGGUAUAUUUGUGAAGAAAGUUUAAUUCUUUUGAGAAAAGAGAAAAAGGGUAUUCAAGGAAAAAAAAUGGUGAGACCACCAUGUUGUGAUAAAGAAGGUGUGAAGAAGGGUCCUUGGACUCCUGAAGAAGACAUCAUUUUGGUUUCUUAUAUUCAAGAACAUGGUCCUGGAAAUUGGAAAGCUGUUCCUACUAAUACUGGUUUGUUAAGGUGUAGCAAGAGUUGCAGACUUAGAUGGACAAAUUAUCUAAGGCCAGGAAUCAAAAGGGGUAAUUUCACUGAUCAAGAGGAGAAAAUGAUUAUCCAUCUUCAAGCUCUUUUAGGAAACAGAUGGGCUGCAAUAGCUGCAUACCUUCCACAAAGAACAGACAAUGACAUAAAGAAUUAUUGGAACACUUAUUUGAAGAAAAAGCUCAAGAAAUUAGAAACAAGUACUUCUUCUGAAUCAUGUUUAGGACAUGAUGAUUUCUCAGUUUCUCAACCAAUUGCUAGAGGACAAUGGGAAAGAAGACUUCAAACCAACAUUCACAUGGCCAAAAAAGCACUUAGUGAAGCUCUUUCACCAGAAAAAACCACUUCUACCAACUUAUGUUCACCUCUUGAAUCUAGCUUUUCUAAUGAAGCUUCUUUUUGUUCAACAAAACCAACACAAACACAAACACAAUCUUUGUGUUAUGCUUCAAGUGCUGACAACAUAGCUAGGUUGUUGAAAGGUUGGAUGAAAAAUAAACCAAAAGGGUCAAAUGGUAAUAACACAAAAGUGAUGCAAAAUUAUGAAACAAGUGCUUCUAGUGAAGGGAUUGAAAAAGGGUCAUCAACAAUUUCUGAGAAUUUUGAGUCUUUGUUUGGUUAUGAGGAUUUUGAUUCUUCAAAUUCAGAUUCUACUACACUUUUUCAAGAUGAGAGCAAACCUCAAAUUGGUGAUAGUGAAAUUAUGCCAUUCUCUUUGCUUGAGAAAUGGCUUCUAGAUGAUGGUGCUUGUCAAGAGAAAGUUAAUCUUAGUGAAAUUAAUUGCAUGUUUUGAAAUUGUUGUGACUAUGUUUUGGAUUUUCAAUUUUGUAAGAUUUGGAAAUCUUGCUUUUUUUCUUAGUUCUAGGACUAAGGCUAAUUGAAUAUCUCACUUUUUUCUUCUUCUUAGUAACACUUUGGUGGUGUAGAACUGUAUAUUUCAAUCCAAUAUUAAUGACAUUAUAAUAUCAUCACAAUUUACGAUUA
This is a messenger RNA of Lathyrus oleraceus (garden pea), 1354 nucleotides long. RefSeq names its product myb-related protein 306. The coding region runs from base 207 to 1163 and encodes 318 amino acids. Gene Ontology annotation, biological process: response to auxin. NCBI's taxonomy places the organism in Eukaryota, Viridiplantae, Streptophyta, Magnoliopsida, Fabales, Fabaceae. The record is from RefSeq and is a predicted model, not a curated record. The transcript has 3 exons.